AUGAGUUCAAAUAGCCAGCCUUUGACAGUCUUCACUACCCCUUGGGGUUUGUAUGAAUGGUUCCGGAUACCAUUUGGUCUUUCCCGAGUGCCUGGAGCAUUUCAACAUUCUAUGGAGAACUGUUUGGGAGACUUGAGAGACACUGUCUGUGUACUCAACCUGAAUGAUAUUAUCAUAUUCAGUGCCACCUUUGAGGAUCACAUUGAAAACACACGCAAGGUUCUUCGACAACUAAAAGAACAUGGAGUCAAACUGAAACCUCGGAAACUUAAAUUUUUUAAGAGAGAGGUUACAUUCCUUGGGCACAUUGCGUCGGAAGAGGGUUACAAGCUGGAUCCAUCUAGUAUUAAGCCUGUCCUUGCACUCAGAGACUCACCUCCAAAGACAGUUGGUGAAGUGCGCAGACUUAUGGGUUUCCUGAACUAUUACCGGCGAUAUGUUAAGGAAUUUUCUAGAAUCGCCAAGCCUAUCUAUGAUCUGGUGAAGACACCUAGUCGCUCUCCACAGGAAGUUCAGCGGGAAAAACCUACGAAGGACUGCAGUAACAAUGGCCAAUUACCGGCAAAACACCCGGUGGAUUGGACUGACAUUCAUCAAUCUGCCUUGCGGACUCUUACCGACUCAAACACAAGUGCUCUAGUAAUGGCGUAUCCUGACUUUCGGAAACCAUUUGUUCACCAUACAGACGCCUCAAAGGAUGGCUUAGGCGCCGUGUUGUAUCAGUAUCAGGGUGACAAUCUCCGUGUUGUCGCAUAUGGGUCGCGCAACUUGACUCCAGCCGAGAAGAAUUACCACCUCCAUUCCGGAAAAGCCAACGUUGAUGCCGACGCUUUAUCUCGAAUGCCCUCUGAGGACACAGCUUAUACAGAAGUAGUACCACAGGAUGUCCUUGAGACCGUUGCAUUUUCGGCAAGGGACAACCAACGACCAACAGCAGCAGAGAGAAAACGUGAGUUGGGUGAGACGCAACUUCUCCUGCAUGAAUGGGAUAAACUAUCCCUUGAUGAGGAUGGUAUACUUAGACGACGUAAAGGAACUAGGACUCAAGUUAUUGUACCUAGCCAGCUUCGUUCACGCAUCCUCAAAGAACUCUACGAAAACAUGAGUCAUCUUGAGGUGGACUGCACACUAGACCUCGCCAGAGAGCGCUUCUAUUGGCCCCACGUGCAGCGAGAUAUUGAACACCAUAUUGGACAUGUCUGUCAAUGCGUUGAACAAAAGGCCCCCUCGCUUAAGACUAGAACCCCACUAAAUCCCAUUGUGACUACCUCGCCUAUUGAACUUAUCGCCAUUGACUUCCUUCAUUUGGAGAAGAGUAGAGUAGAGUACGAAUAUAUCCUCGUUGUGAUGGACCAUUUCACACGCUAUGCCCAGGCCUAUGCCACGAGAAACAAAGAAAGAAGGGUCUGGAAGGAUAAGUGUGGCACUGCUUGUCAGAUACCUGUACCACAGGCCGAAGACUUAGCAGAUGGCAUCUGUAGUAAUGAUGAGUAUACAAUCACCCCUAGGAACCUCCACACUAGGCGGACCGUAGAAGAGGCGGUUACUGAGGAGCUCGCCAAACCUUCAGUUGAAGAGAAACAGCCUAAACCGACACAGGCAGAGGAUGCAAUAUCGGGCAAUGCCCAUCAAAGGAAAGUAAUCAGCGAUCGCACUGUUUCGGAAGAGACGAAAGAAACCGGAUUAGAGAGCGGAAAUGGACAAGAUCCUCUAACCCAGAAUAACAACAGUCCACCAGAUAGUCCCGAACUGGAACCUAGGACCAAACGACAGAGGCACCCACCAGCAGUUCUGACGUACAACACACUUGGCAAUCCCAUAUAUGAGACCCAAGCUGCUGUACACGUCAUAGCUGCCAACAGUGUUUCUGGAAGUCAAUUACUUCAUUGCGGCACUCCUCAUCUUCAUUAG
Messenger RNA from Pocillopora verrucosa, 1911 nucleotides. The record is from RefSeq and is a predicted model, not a curated record. NCBI's taxonomy places the organism in Eukaryota, Metazoa, Cnidaria, Anthozoa, Scleractinia, Pocilloporidae.